AUGUUUUUUAUUAAAAAUAAAGUUGAAGAAGCAGCGGUGGCGGCGGCGGUUGCUGUAAAUACGAUUUUUGAUGAUGAUGAACAAGAAGACGAAGAGUUUGAAGAUUUUUUUCGUUUAGUAGCUGCAGUUGGACAGGAAAGAGUCGCACUUCCUGAAACCGAAAAUUAUUUCGAAAUUGUUGUUCCAAGAUUUCUUUUGUCAGAUUUCAAAUCUCAUUUCAGAAUGAGCAGGACAACUUUUGAAGAAUUGAGUCUAAUUAUUGGAGAAGAUUUAGAUACUCCACAAUCACAUGUUGCAGUAAUGAAAAAAUUAGCUGUUGCCUUUUGGUAUUUCGGAAAUCUAGAAGUUUACCGAUCAUUGUCUGAUAGGUUUGGAAUAUCUAAAUCCACUGCUUGGGAAUGCGUAAUUGACGUCGCUAAAUCACUCUGUGCGCGUGCACAAAAUUUUAUUCAUUGGCCAACAGAUCAGGAGAUUCCUAUUAUUCAACAAGAAUUUUAUGAAAUGGCUAACUUUCCUGGAGUUAUUGGAGCCAUUGAUGGCUCGCAUAUAAAAAUCAGCUCGCCUCAUUAA
Leptopilina boulardi is the source of this 570-nucleotide messenger RNA. Its product is annotated as putative nuclease HARBI1. NCBI's taxonomy places the organism in Eukaryota, Metazoa, Arthropoda, Insecta, Hymenoptera, Figitidae. Bases 1 to 570 code for a protein of 189 amino acids. The transcript has 3 exons. The record is from RefSeq and is a predicted model, not a curated record.